ACACGGUACCCUAUCAUACGCCAGUCGUCAUUUCGUCAACUCCGAUAAAUUCGUAGGUAACGUACGUUGAUAAAUCUACGAGGAAAAAUACAAAAGUACAAUAGUAUUAUCUUCAAAAAGUAACGAGAUAAACGAAUGCACGCUCAAAUGAACAUUGAAAAACACCAGUUUCAAAUUAUUUAUGCCUAACAUUCUACCAUUGUUGGUUCUGUUUUCUAAUUAUCUUCAAUUAAAACAUGACUGAAAAAGUAAUUGUAAGUGUGAAAGAAGGUAAAGUGCGUGGCUUCAAAAGUAAAACAGCGUAUUCCGGAGCAGAAUAUUACACGUUUCUGGGAGUUCCUUAUGGGCAAUCGACUGCUGGUUCAGCUCGUUUCAAAGAUCCCGUCAAGGUAAAACCAUGGACUCAUAUCCUAGACGCAACUGUGGAAAAAGGAGGCUGCAGGCAAUUCGCAAUAUGGAAACAAGAGACGAUCGGUUCCGAAGAUUGCUUAUAUAACAACAUCUACACACCCAAAAUACCAUCUAAAGGAGAUCCUUUGAAAGCAGUAAUUGUGUUCAUUCACCCAGGAGGAUUAACAAAUGGUUCACCAGAUCCGUCUUAUUUCGGAGCUCCACAUUACAUUAUGCAUAAAGAAGUCGUUUACGUCUGUGUAGCAUACCGAUUACACAUACUAGGUUUUUUGAACUUGCAUUUGAAAACGUGCUCAGGUAAUCAGGGUUUGAAAGAUAUUAUUUUGAGUUUGCAAUGGAUCAAAGAAAACAUCAGCAGUUUCGGAGGUGAUCCAGAUAACGUAACCCUGAUGGGAUGUAGCAGCGGGUGCGCAUUGGUACAUUUUUUACUACUGUCACCUUUGGCUAAGGGUUUAUACCAUAAAGCCGUUCUUAUGGGCGUUUACGCGUUCUGUCCAGUCACCGUGGUUCCACCAGAAAACGCAUCAAUAGCGCACAAACUGGCUCAAUCGAUCGGUUACGACGGUCAACCAGGCGAAAACAAAAAAUUGCUCAGAUUUUACAAGAACCUCGACUCUUUUGGAUUUUUAAUGAAGAGACCCGAAUCAUUUUUCGAAGAAACUACUAUUCAAGUGUAUCCUGUAUCGCCGUUCGUGCUCACUUCAGAACCAGGAGAAAAUUCACCAAUACCACUGUCACCGGAGAAACUUAUUCCUUCAACGAAUCGUGUACCGCUAUUGAUUGGAUUUUGCGAAAAAGAAGCCAUAAUGGGUGUUGCGCAACUUCGUCAUAGUGGAGCUUUCAAACCGCUUGUAAGAAACACUUUCUAUAAAGCUAUCCGUCAGAAUCACUUUGGAUGGGGAGCUGCUUUAGAGGAAGAGGAAUUAAAACUCAUACAGAAGGAAGUAGAGAAUUUUUAUUUGGCAGGAAAUGCAAUAGAAACUGUCACAGAAUCAGUUUUAUGCGAUAUUUUAACAGAUGCUGCCUUAUCAGACGUUUACGACUCGUUGAUAAAUGAAAUCUCCACAGAUCUUCCUUCAUCAGUAUUCGUAUAUAACUUUUUGUACGACGGAAAUAUGUGCGUAAUGAAACCCAGAAUGACGCGAUUGUUGGGCAAAGAAUUACCAGGAGCUUGUCACGCUACUGAAAACUGUUAUUGGUCUUACAUCGACGAAAACAUAGGUGGUAAGAAUAUUAACCGCAUACAGCCUAAAGAUCGGCAAAUGAUAGAAACAUUCACGAGUAUGCUGACUACAUUUGCCAAGAAUUCUAACCCUAAUUAUAAAGAAAUGGAAGUCGAGUGGAAACCAACAAAUCCGGAUCAUCCUAGUCAUUUAAUCAUUGAUGAAAAACUUGAAGUUAAGGAUGGACUUUUGAAUGGCGAUCGAAUGGAGUUUUGGCACAAAUUGAAAAAUCAAUUCCAAAAAGACGGAAAAAAUUUGCACACGAAAUGCAGAGCAGCCGUGGUGAAUGGAUCAAUAUUGGGAGACAAAGAACCAGAAAUUUCCAACUAAGCAUCGUAAACUUGCCAACGGGCUUCUGAUUGACAUGUUUUUUUUUUAGGGGGAGGGGUGAAAAUACCAAUGUACCUUGUCUGAUGAAACGUCGAGUUUAAAAACAAAACUAUUAGAAAUUACCUAAAUGACUAUUUUUCACUCUUGAAGUCAAAUUUUUCUUUUCUGAAAUUUCAGGAACUUUGAUAUUGUUAUUUGUUUUUUAUAAAGGAUAUUCCCAGAUAAAAUAAUAUGUACUGUGGCAUCGCUCGACAGAUGACUGCCAACUAUAGACACUGGACCUGUCCGCUUCUCGGAGUAAGACAACCAACGGGCAGCCAUCUUGCCAAAAAACCCUGUGUAGGGACAAUUUCUCCCGCUGAGUGCUCUUGGCUGCGCUGCUGUCGAUUUCUUGAACAAACUACAUGCAAAAUACAGCGCAGCCAAGAGCACUCAGCGGGAGAAAUUGGCUCUACACAAAACUCACUACCGUCUCUUCCCCCCGUUGCCUGCGGAUUGAAGUACAGCGCAGCCAAGAGCACUCAGCGGGAUAAAUUAUCCCUACACAAACUUUCUUUACCGUUUCCAUUCCCCUCGGCCUGCAGUUGGUUGUCUUACUCCGCAGGUCCAGUGUCUAUACUGCCAACUGCCAAGUCACUGGGCAGGUGACUGCCAGCAAUACCACCUAUAGUAAAAGGCCUGAGCGCUGUUUUGUGACGUCAUCACUAGCGGGGAAUACUUGCGUAUCUAACAUAUCUUAAUACAAUAUAGAAAUGAAAGAAAAAUGCACUCAAACGAAUUAAAUCCGGUGAAAAUUUCAUUUUUCAUAUUUUAUUCACAUGAAUAAUGAAUUUAUGAUCACGUAGGAAUGAUUUAAAUGAAAAAAAUAAAAAAAUUAGGUUAUAAACAACACUGUUUUUCAACAUUAAAGAUGAAAGUUAUACAUAAACUUGACAAAAUUAUACCUUCUGGAGGAAAUCACAACACUCACUGGUGAAAUAGAAUAAAAUAAUCGUCGAAUAUUUGUUAACUUGCCAAAAUCCCACUAAAAUAAAUUGAUAUCAACUCUA
Molecule: messenger RNA, 3013 nt
Organism: Planococcus citri (citrus mealybug)
Lineage: Eukaryota; Metazoa; Arthropoda; Insecta; Hemiptera; Pseudococcidae
Product: esterase E4-like
Exons: 10
Coding region: 237-1964 (575 amino acids)
Molecular function (GO): serine hydrolase activity
Source: RefSeq, a predicted model, not a curated record